Messenger RNA from Strongylus vulgaris, 675 nucleotides. Lineage: Eukaryota; Metazoa; Nematoda; Chromadorea; Rhabditida; Strongylidae. The record is from the annotation of a GenBank genome assembly.
CUUUCCAUACCAAAAGCGACUUUCGUUGUUUUGCGUCAAGGUCACCCAUUAUCGGACCCUAAUCGAGCUGAUGUGGAUUCACCAUAUAGGCUUGGUAUAAGUGUCUUGAAUGGAAUCUCUGGCGUAUGGAUGCCAGUAGUUGUUGUUCCAGACAAUUACGAUGGUCCCGAAAUGCAUCUGAAUGCUAGGUGUGGUGAUGAAGUAGCUGAUUCUGCUCUCGUUGUAGAGUUCAAGAUCAAAUCGGAUAGCCGGAGGUUAAUGCCGAUGAGCCUCCGUGAUGUUGAAGAGCUUGCGGCAUUCGGGAGAUACGGUGGAUACAUGACCUCUAGAACGCUACAGGAUUGGGUUGUAAGUAGGCAACGGAGUUGGGGAACUCCAAUUCCGAUGAUUCUAAGUGCAGAUGGAAAGACGGCUGUGCCAAUAGCCGAUGAUAAGCUGCCUUUACCGCAAGGACAAAUGGCUGGCAAGAAGGUUGAUUGUGAUAGGCAAGUAUUAUUGCCGGAAGGUGAAGGAUUCUUCGAAACUGACACUUUGGACACCUUCUUUGAUUCUGCUUGGUUGGUGAGAUUAAAUCUGCAAGAAUUGGUCUGGGUUUCUAGGUUUCUCAAACAUUGUGUUGGUUCCCUGGACGUACUCAUUGUAGUGUUAUUAUGGCUUUGCUGCACCACCUCAUAA